AUGGUUGUGAAGCAUGACCCAGCUCGUGAUAUAGAAAAGUUAUUGAGAAUUUUUGGUUUUCUUGGAAGGACGCAAAUAUGUCCCUGCAAACUGUAUGGCUGUUCAUGUUCACAAGUCUUAUUUUCUACACCUCCGAAAGUUCUCUGUUUUAUAAUAACUGACCAGAACACUGAUAUUACUUUUCAACAGUUUGCGAAGGAAGUAACCACGAAAUUAAUUCAGCUUCAAACAGAGGUUGAUUCCCUGAAAGCAAAAGCUGCGAAGGAUGUCGUCGUGGUUUUUCACGCUGAAAUCAGCGGGGCGACCACUAUCCCCACUCACAGCAACGUCCGGUUUAACAAAGUCGACGUCAACAUUGGCAGCGGUUACAACAGCGGAUCUGGCAUGUUUCGAGCCCCGGUCAGCGGGGUAUAUCUGUUCUUUCUCCAGGUGUACUCGGUCCCAGGAAAAUCCCUUGUUCUUAGUCUGUUAAAACAAGGUACGGUUGUUAAUGAAGCCGUUGCGGGAGUAGAUGGCUAUCAGUCCAAUACCGUGGCAGAGAUGAUUAAUUUAAACAAGGGAGAAGAGGUCUGGGCACAACAUUUUGUCGGAGACACGAGUCUUGACAAAAGUAUUCAUGUACACUUUUCGGGAUUUUUGCUAAAGGCCGAUUAAACUGGUGUGUACAUGC
This is a messenger RNA of Gigantopelta aegis, 670 nucleotides long. Its product is annotated as multimerin-2-like. Gene Ontology annotation, molecular function: protein binding. NCBI's taxonomy places the organism in Eukaryota, Metazoa, Mollusca, Gastropoda, Neomphalida, Peltospiridae. The transcript is spliced from 3 exons. The coding region runs from base 1 to 654 and encodes 217 amino acids. The record is from RefSeq and is a predicted model, not a curated record.